UUAUAUGUCUGUUGUAUAUUUAUAUGAAGUGAGCUCUUCAGAUUUGAAUUGUUUACUGCUUAAAGAGUGCGGUUUCUGUUAGAUAAAUAGUGCUGUAGUGUAACAGCGUAGCAAGGGUGGUACAAGGAAAUAUGUAACCGCUGCAGUUUAAAAACUGACAGUUUCAGAUCGACAGUAGAAAAGCACAGUUCCAGCUGGGGAACCUGCGGAGUCAGUUUCAGCAGGAGGGUGGGGGAGGUGAAGAGAUGGAUCUGGUGACUGGGGAGGGCCAAGAUGCCCUCCCAGUCUUGGAGGGGGAGGUCUCGUCCUCGACGAGCGACGAGAGGGGGGCGGUGGGACCCGACCCCCUGGUGCCACCUCCGGAGGCCGGCGAACAGAUGGUGGUGUCCGAAGCCGGAGUGUUUCCCCAGCAGGGCUUGGAGGAGCAGGAGGUGGAAGAGGAAGUCCUGGAUGGCUCGGUGAUGGGUGACGUCGUAAGCGGGGUGCCGUCGCUGUCGCCGGACACGUCCGAAUCUGCUCUCGAGUUGUUGUGCCAGCCAUUUGAGCCCGGCCAGAGUGGUUUAGGUGAUCUUACGGAUUCGUGCUUGGACUUCAUUGUGCACCUGCAACCUGAAUGUCAGGUGGAGGGCCCUUCAGUGGAAGUAGCGACCGUGGAGGAGCUACUGUCGGAGGACGGCUGCAACAUUGACCCAGUGCUGGUGGGUGAUGGCGCUCUGGAUGAUGAGAGUGUCCUCAUCAGCACCACUGUGGGGGAGGCAGAGCUGGCAAUACUGCAAUGGGGCGAGGGCGACGACCAGGCCUGCGAGGAGGUGGUGGCUACAGCCGGUGCCAUUCCUACCAUUGGCUCAGAUGCACUCCUCUCCGACGACUCGCAGCAGUCACUAUCGAGCCAGCUGCUCGGGCGGGGAGACGAGGAUGGUGAUCCGGCGGUAGUUGCUGCCGGUAUCCGGCAUAUGCCCGGACUUCCACCAGACAGCACUACUGCCCCAGAAGCCAACAACAACACGAUCGAACGUUCACUGUUGGAGAUAUUUGCUACCGAAGAAGUGGUCUCGACAACUGGCAAUGGGAGUGACGAAGGCUCUGCAUCUGGCUCUGUGUCCCCUCUGGUGUCGACGAGCCACCAGCUACCAAUUUCAGGAGGAGUUUCCACCACCACCUUGCGUCCUUCAGCAGCUGCAUCAUCACGGGUUUCAGCAUUGCUGUGUGACCAAUCUGCAAACUCGGGAAUUGUCCAGCGACCACUUAGACAGAGCCAAGAAGUGUACAUAUCAGUUUUGCCAGGACAGUCUGAUAACUCUGUCUCAGGUACGAGAGAUGAGAAUGUUGUGCAGCAAUUGCCAACGUCUGAGACUCGAGAUGGUCAGUGCACCCAGUCAGGGACACGAGACAACGAACUCGGUGCACAGCAGAUUGAAACUGGUGAAUGCAGCCAGUCCGGUAUUGCACAGGGUGCGCCAGGAAGCAGUUCUGCUGAUAGCCUGAAUGCUGUUAGCACACCUUCUGUGAGAAUCUCUGAAUCGGCCCAGGCGGACGAGUGUACACAGUCGAGAGCGAUGGACGUAGAUGCGGCAGUAAACACGAAUGCCGAAGUUCCGCAGGCAGAAGAAUGUACGCAGUCUGGAAUACCGAGAGGAAUGAUGAGGGUCCCCGAAUUGGUUCGAGAAGAGAUUAGUGACACCGGCAGAGCUGGAGACACUCAGGGAGACGAAUGCACUCAGUCUGAGGUGUCCGCCACAGAAUCGAGGAGCAGACACGAUUCCGACGGCUCAUUGGAGCACUAUGGUGGAAGAGAAUCCCACGAAGCGGUCACAGAGAGUAGCGAACACGUAGUACGGAUUGCCGCUGAGCCGAGCGAGCCUUCUGUAAGCAGUGUCAGGAUGCCAGAGGUGCCAGAUGUAUCGAAUACUGUAGCAGAACCCAGUGGAGUCGGCCGGGAUGAGGUGGUGCAGAGUGCGGCGGCAGAAUCGAGCGAAGGAGGAGAGAUCGUGCGGAGGAUGGCCGAACCAAGCAGUGAGACUGAAUUGUUAAGAACAAGGCCCAGUAACCGGCAAGAUAGUGCGAUCUGCAGUGCACUUCAGGAGCAGCCCAGCAGUUCGGGUCGGAGGAGAGAUUUUGUAGAAUCAGUUCAGGAUUACAGCCAAGUCGAGUGCUCUACAGGAAAGAGGCCACGUACUGGAGAAUCGAGCCCAGAUAGUCGUAUUUCACAGAGCUCGUCAUCAGUAGUUAAGAGAGACAAUGUGUCUUCGAGUGGCAACAGACAGUUUACAGGAAGCAAAGGCAGAAGUGGAGAUGUACCGUCUACACCGAGGUCUGGGGUCUCUAGUACGUCUACUACAUCAUCUGGAAGAGGUCAGGGUGGGGCCGGGAUAUCUAGCAGCUCUUCGGCACACAAACUUCCGUCUGGCACCAGAGCUGGCCCUUCGUCUACAGAGGCCGGCACGAGGCACCAUGGUGCUGGGCCUUCUGGCGUACGAGAAACUUCGGAAGCUUAUGCAAAGUUGUCUUCACCUGUUGGAAGUUCAAGAAGCGACAUCAAAGUUCCUGGAGUUUCAGGUAACGUGAGGCACAAAGGGAGUGGCGGAAUAGAUGGAGAGAAUCGAGGAAAUGCUGCAGGGAAGCCACAGGUGGCACAGGGAGCUUCCCAGAGCAGUAGCUCACUCGCUAGGUCACAACCUCAUGUUCAGAGGACAGAAUCUCCUUCAGAACGAGCCACAUUAAAUCCGCAAGCUACAGGCGUACUAAAGCUGCCUUCUAAGAGGCCUCUGACUGUGGAAGAUUGUAGUGGACCAUCAGAAGUGAAGCGGCGCCUGUCCAGUGAAACUGCUGCCGGGCCUACAGUGCCCUUGCUGUCGAUACCGCUGCCUCCUGAGCAGGGAACUUUAUCGAAAACUUCACAAAAUGUGCAGUCGGCAGCAAAAGUGGCGGUUGUACCUACAGAUAGAGCUAGGCCUCCAGUGCCCUCACCACGACCUCAGGUUUCAACCAUUCAGCCACCAGUGUCUGCACACAGUAGUACAGUGCCUUCACCGGCACCGAGAUUUUCUGUGAAGGGGCCAGAACUACCCGCUUCGCAUAAACCGAUUUCAUUCACCUUGUCAAAAACUGGUCUGAAGAAAACAGUGGAACACCCGACAGGUGAAAGUGGCAGCUCUGCACAAUCUGCAGCAAGAUUACCUGAGAGAGCAUCCACCUUCCAGAAGAAAAAGGCUACAGAUCAACCAGAAGAGCCUGAGGCAUUGAAGCCCGGAGCUUCUGACAGAGAUCCCUCAGAGCAGAAUAAAAGGGAAAUAGAACACACUGAUGAGAAUGAGACCCAUAGGACUGGAGUUACUGGAAGUAGUGAGCAAACCCCUGAGAAAAAAUUGGAAAAUGUUGUGGAAACAAUUGAAGUAUCUGAAAUUCCUUUGCCUGCCGGCAUUCCAGCACCUCGUGAACUUAAGGUACAAGCUGCUCCACCACCUGCUUCAGAAUCUACUUUUCCUAAUGUCACUGAUGUUGCAAGCGUUCCUCUUCCACCAGAAAAGCCGGUUUCUGGAAAGAAAGAUGUUUCACUGUCACUGGAUCUUGUCCCGUCGCUCAACGUGUCUGUAGAAGAGAUUCCCAUACCAGGAGAAACUGGGGAGGGUACAGAGCCAAGUUCAGCAACUGUAAAACAGGGAGAGAGAUCGCCAACAGGUAGAACCUCACAGGCAGAAAACUCUUCUUCUCAAACAGAAGGGAAGGUACUAUCUCGGCUAUCUAGUCCCUUUGACUUGGCUCCAUAUGACAUUCCGUUGCCACCAGUAGAAAAACACACUUCUCUUUCCUCCUCUCUGGCUAAGCCACAGUUGGGGGAAGCUGGGGCUGAACUCCAGAGUCCAGCAAAACCGUCUACAACACCAGAAUAUAAACAGUCAUCAGAUGAAAAAUUGGAAAGUGUUGCAGAAUCAGAUGAGCCCGGUCCUUCAUCGAACCAGGUAAAAAUGAGCAUUUUGCAGUCUGCAGAAACUGAGGUGAAAUCACCAAGUGCAACUAACUUGCAAACUGUAGAUAAAUCUUCAGCUGCAGUUCCAAAAACUAAGGUGGAUAGUAGACACACACCUAGUGAUACAAGCAGCGCAGCUUCAAAAUCGGAUACAACUGCCAGUGUAAUUGAUGGAGAUGGCAAACAGAAUCCAAAUCUCAGCACCGAGGUCUCGCAGCCCUCUGCUCCAUUGACAGAAACUGUUCCUAGUGUUGAGCCCUCACAAGAUGACUUGCAAAAAACCUCUUCGGAACUGCAAUCAUUAAAAUCUGUUUUACCAGAAGCGAAGCCAGUUGCUAAGCUGAGGCCUGUUUCAUCCAACGCUCCAGCAGUCGAAGAACCGGGCAUCGGAAUUGACAGUGACAGCAGAGACUCUCCACAAAUAGCAACUCGUGAAACUGCCUCACCACCACCUGCAGCUGACGAGUAUGUCAGUUUAUGUCAAACAGAAAACACUAGCUCUCCCAUAGAGGAAAAGAAGAACAAUAUCCCUUCUGAGGGAGAGAAAUCGGUGGAGGAUAGUGCCGGGGUCCAAAUUGAUACUGAGGCUAAAGAAGUAACUCUCCUUCAAAGCGCCACCAAAGCGAGUACUUCUGUCUGUUCCACACAACGGUUAGAAAAUUCAUCUGUUGGUGAACGCCUCCCUGCAGAUCAGAACCUUGCCGAGGACUCCGAGAAGAGAAAGGUGCCAUUUGUAAAGGCCGAUGUCAAUUUAGAGCAGCCCAUUUCAGAUCCUACGCCUAGAGUACUCAAGACUAGGAAAGAUGACUGCCAGACUUCCCCAUUGGCACCUGCCCAUGCCAGUAGUGUGCCAAAAUCAGCUGUUUCCUCAGAAUCAAAAUUAGCCAAUUCAGGUGACAUAGUGAACAGAGAGGUUACACCAAGAAGUGAGUUGCCCAUUGGAGCUCCAGCCAGUCAAGUUGUAUCUCAUCCUCCUUUAGAGGAAACUGCAGUGCAGAAAAGAGAGCCUGCAUCAGAGGAGCCUCAAGCUGAGAAGCAGUUCGAUUCUUCUAUGGCCCCAUCUUCUGAAGGAAGUGAAAGAGAGAGGUUUUCAGGCCUAAAAGAUGAGCAAACAGAGGGACCAGACAACACUGUUAAAGAUGACUCAAAAGGUAACACUGUGGAAAUGCAGAUGAUGCCAGAAAAGUCGGAGGAGAGUAUGAAGGUGGUCGCACCUGUCGAAAUGGCUGUGGGGCAGGACUCCCGUCUGGAAAAGAGCUCGAAAGAUUGUACCUCAGGGAAGAGUGUAAAAGUGAAAGAGGAUAAGCAGAAACAAAGUGAAGAUUCAUUAGCUGCCACGUCUGCUCAAAAUGACACUAAUUCUGAAACUGAAUUACAAAGUCAAGCUGAGGUGAAGCCUGCCCCACAGCAGGAGAAUUUGGAAAGCCAGAAGGAAACAUCUGCACAAAGCUCAUUUCAUGAAGCAGUCGGCAAGGGUGCAGUCUCAGCAGCCAGUCAAGAAGUGUUGAAAAAAGCUACGGUGGAACCGUCUGUGGCAGAGAAGACACUUCAACGCAUGCAGCCUAUUAGGGACAAUUCAGGCCCUGCUGUGAAGGAGACAAAAGUUGAGAUGCCUGCUCCACUGACGUCUUCACCACAGAUGCGAAAACCUGCAAAUGUAGACAUGAAGAGACUUGGCGUCCCGAAGAAAAUGCCGGAAAAUAACUCGGCAGCUGUUGCGGCAGAGAAGAAUUUGGCCUCUAUAACAGAUUUGGGCAAGGGAAGAGGUCAGAAAAUGGACAUGCCAACUUCAGAAACAAAGCUGAAAUCAGUUCACAUCAGUGGGUCUUCACCUUCUGCUGUACUGAGUGCGGAUGCGAAAACAAAGAUCCAGAAAAUUGGUAUUCGGAGGACUCCAUCUGAUGCCUCAUCUUCAAAAGCAACUGUUGGAACUCCCACAACUUCACAAACGACUACAAAGUUGGAAGUGCAAGGUAAAGCUGAACCCACUACAGCACAGACGACUCCAAAAUUAAAAGUGGUAGGUAGGCCUGAAGUGGUGAAAACCCCUUCUAGCCCUUCUGUACCCAAACGAGCAACAGAGAGUCACAGCAGCUCGUCUGUAACUGUGAAGAAAGAGGUUUCGAGGUCAUCGACAGGAGCUUCGCAGUCGUCACAAGUAGGGAUGAUGGCUGUCAAGGUUCCUCCAUUUCGAGAACAGAUCAGAAGAACACAAACCGAGCAACAUGUAAAGCCAUCAUCUAGUGGUGUUUUAAAGUUACCUCUUAGUGGUUCACCCUCUAAAACAUCACAGGUUCAGACCUCAUCAAAAGUGCCACCACCUGAGGGUUCGGUACCACCGAGUGGCCAGUUAUCAUUGAGUCCGGCUCCAAGUAGAUUACCACCUGUGCAACCGCAAGGUCUUAAGUCAGCAGUGGAUAAAACUCGACAAACGCCAGUGGUGAAGAAAAUAAGUUUUGGGACUCCACCUUCUUUGGCAGAAAAGAAAAAGUUAACAAAUCUUCCUUUCCAGUCUGUUGGAAACACUAGCGCAGGGGCCUCCUCAGCACUGAAGGGGCUUGUCACUAAACCUGUUGGGGGCAGCGACAAGAGCCAGAAAAUAAAUUUCGGAAAGAAAGAACCCACAGAAGAGAGGACGGAAGUGAGCGGUGAACGUCAGCUGUCUGUAGACAAAAAAAUUGGCACAUAUGUACCGAAAAAAAGUACGCCGUCAUGUGUAUUGGUCCGUAAAAGCCCUUCAGUUCCAGAAAUGAAAGAAAUUGUGCCAGAAAGUUAUUCGCCAUUAAAAAAGUCUGUAUCCAUGACUGAUUUCUCGGCCAGUGCAGCACGAGAAGAAAAGCCAGAUGUGCAGAGAUUUGCAGAAGUAGGUGGUGGUGCUAAGAAGCCAUCAAUCCGUAGUUUACACAGUGACACAGCAGCUGCCAAGCAGUCAGAUGUGAAAUUCUCAUUUAAGGAGAAACAGGCGUCGCCAUCUAAGGCUGCACCCUCACUCUCUCAGCCGAGUUGUAUUAAAACUGCUGAGAAGCGGAAGAGUGCGGGAGAUGGGCACAAGGUACUGUGA
Molecule: messenger RNA, 7028 nt
Organism: Schistocerca americana (American grasshopper)
Lineage: Eukaryota; Metazoa; Arthropoda; Insecta; Orthoptera; Acrididae
Product: mucin-4-like
Exons: 7
Coding region: 246-7028 (2260 amino acids)
Source: RefSeq, a predicted model, not a curated record